ACUUGUAUACAUAAAGUUCUUAACAGACGUUGAAUUUUACGUUAUGAAAUACUUUCUUACAUUUUUUAUUUGUUUUGAUGCAUUACAUCAUUUGGCGAUAUCAUCAGGAUAUGAAGAUAUACAGAGAUACGAAGAUGUACCGCAACAAUUUAAUAGUAACGCAGAAAGCUAUGAAAAGUUAAAGAGUCCAAGUUAUCAGUACAAGCUUGAGGGUAUGGCUGGAGACGUAACCGAUUUAUUGGGAUCUAAUGUACAUUUUCGACAGUCGGGAACUUACGACGACUACGGUAGACGAUUCUUCUUCUUCAACGAUGAUGAGAGUAGGAAAAAUACUAACCCAGCAAAUGAAAAUUUGGUACCGAUGAAGGCACCUCCGGAAUUGGUUGUAGCCUUAGCGAAAUUGUCCGCGAAACGUGAAGCAAAUAACAUAGUGGAUCCUUUAGAAGAAUUAGCCAAAAGAUCUAUCGUAAGAACUGGGGAUUAUUGGGAUGGCGUGUGGAAAGAAGACGUUGAAGUACCCACUAACAACGUACUAAGAUCUAAAGAUAAACCAGUUCCUGGCGUAGUAAGUUUGUUAACUUUUUUUUUUCAAAAUGAGAAGCAGAAAUUUGUACAUAUUGAAAUAACUUAAAAACUACAGGGGCAAUUUCAAAAAAUCUUUCACCGAAAAGCUAUGUUACCGAUGAGUAACGGAGGCUACAUUUUUUACGAUGAUGUUGCGAGCAAUAGCUGAGUUAUAAAAUUGAUAUAUUAUUUUCAGGGUAUAGUAAAAGCGAAAGUCGCACCUGGGUCAAAAUUAUACCGGUUGAUAUCCGUUCUGCAACAGUUUUCGCCUCGAUUACUGUACGUCGUUAACAAGGAACAAGGGAAAUGAUUUGUCAAUUAUAAUAUUCGCAAUUAAUUUGUUUUAAUAUACCUAUAGUGUUAGAGGAAGUUUGAGA
Messenger RNA from Papilio polytes (common Mormon), 941 nucleotides. RefSeq lists its product as uncharacterized. Lineage: Eukaryota; Metazoa; Arthropoda; Insecta; Lepidoptera; Papilionidae. The record is from RefSeq and is a predicted model, not a curated record. The transcript is spliced from 6 exons. Bases 44 to 631 code for a protein of 195 amino acids.